Messenger RNA from Sciurus carolinensis (gray squirrel), 4438 nucleotides. It is a transcript of the gene Btbd6, whose product is annotated as BTB domain containing 6. Gene Ontology annotation, biological process: neurogenesis. The transcript is spliced from 4 exons. Bases 114 to 1745 code for a protein of 543 amino acids. The record is from RefSeq and is a predicted model, not a curated record. Gene Ontology annotation, cellular component: cytosol. Lineage: Eukaryota; Metazoa; Chordata; Mammalia; Rodentia; Sciuridae. Gene Ontology annotation, molecular function: protein binding.
GGAGGGGCGGGCGCCGGGCGGGCGGGCCCCUUGCGGGCCGCGGGUGCCGGGGCGGGCCGAGGCCUCGGGGAGGGCCGCGGCGAGGGCAGGAGCGCCCGCCGCCGCGCGGCCCCAUGCUGCUGCCGCUGGCCUGCCUGCACGGGCGGGUGGCGCAGUGCCUGACCUCCCUGCUGGUGCUCGCAGAGCCGCCCCCCAGGCCCCGGCGCGGCGCGAGGACGCGCGGCGCGGCGCCGACGAGCGCGGAAGCCGCCCCCCACGCCCUGCGCGCGAAGAUGGCCGCGGAGCUGUACCCGCCAGCUGGAGCGGCCGCCGCCGCCGCCACCGCCACCGACAUCGCCAACAGCAACGCCGCCGGCGCGGCCGCGGGCAGGAAAGCCAGCCCGCGCAGCCCGCCCCGCCCGGCGCCCGCCCCGCCGCCGCCCGCGCCCGCGCCGCCCGCGCCCGACAAUAACAACCCCGAGAGUCCCAACUGGCAGUCCUUCCACCCGACGCUGCGCGAGAGGAACGCGUUGAUGUUCAACAACGAGCUCAUGGCCGAUGUCCACUUCAUCGUGGGGCCGCUGGGGGCGGCCAGGCGGGUGCCCGCUCAUAAGUACGUCUUGGCUGUAGGCAGCUCUGUCUUCUAUGCUAUGUUCUAUGGGGACCUUGCAGAGGUCAAGUCAGAAAUCCACAUUCCUGACGUGGAGCCGGCAGCGUUCCUGGUUUUGUUAAAGUACAUGUACAGUGAUGAGAUCGAGUUGGAGGCUGACACGGUGCUGGCCACUCUGUAUGCUGCUAAGAAGUACAUUGUGCCUGCGCUGGCAAAAGCUUGUGUCACCUUUCUGGAGACAAGCCUGGAAGCCAAAAAUGCGUGCGUCCUGCUGUCCCAGAGCCGGCUGUUCGAGGAACCAGAGCUGACCCAGCGCUGCUGGGAGGUUAUUGAUGCACAGGCUGAGAUGGCCCUUCGGUCUGAAGGCUUCUGUGAAAUUGACCGGCAGACGCUGGAGAUCAUUGUGACCCGUGAGGCCCUCAACACUAAGGAGGCAGUGGUCUUUGAGGCUGUCCUGAACUGGGCUGAGGCAGAGUGCAAAAGGCAGGGCCUGCCAGCCACCCCUCACAAUAAGAGGCAUGUGUUGGGGCGAGCCCUCUAUCUGGUCCGGAUCCCAACCAUGACUCUGGAGGAGUUUGCCAAUGGUGCUGCCCAGUCGGACAUCCUGACCCUGGAGGAGACCCACAACAUCUUCCUGUGGUACACGGCUGCCAACAAGCCCCUCCUUGACUUUCCCCUGACCAAGAGGAAGGGCCUUGCUCCGCAGAGGUGCCACCGCUUCCAGUCUUCUGCCUACCGCAGCAACCAGUGGCGGUACCGGGGGCGCUGUGAUAGCAUCCAGUUUGCUGUGGACAGGAGGGUGUUUAUAGCGGGUCUGGGCUUGUAUGGGUCCAGCUCUGGGAAGGCUGAGUACAGUGUUAAAAUUGAACUUAAGCGGCUGGGGAUGGUCCUGGCUCAGAACCUGACCAAGUUUGUGUCAGAUGGAUCCAGUAACACUUUCCCGGUCUGGUUUGAACACCCAGUCCAGGUUGAGCAGGACACCUUUUACACUGCUAGUGCUGUCUUGGAUGGCAGCGAGCUUAGCUACUUUGGGCAGGAGGGGAUGACAGAAGUACAGUGUGGGAAGGUGGCCUUCCAGUUCCAGUGCUCCUCAGACAGCACCAAUGGGACAGGGGUCCAGGGCGGGCAGAUCCCAGAGCUCAUCUUCUAUGCUUGAGAUUAGGAGGCACCUGGAGAGGGCGAGUCCCCCAAGCACAGGACCGUGUGGGAUGCUGCCCAGGGCCUGACAUUAAGGGCUUCCCUUUCUUACUCAGCCCAGGUGUGGGAAGCAGGUGCUUCUUCCAUGCUGCCUGAGCCUGGUGGCAGAGUCUCAGGUGUCUUCUGUGCACAGGGUGCACACCGCAGGCAGAGGGCAAACUGGGACUUGGUACAGGCCCUGGCCACAUCCCACAGUGGCACUCAAGCUUUGGGUCCUUGGAUGUUCCUCCCUCCCUUUUGGAUUCCACAGGACUCCAAGCUUACCUUGAGAUCUUCCCUUUCAAAUCCAAAACUACCGAAAAGUCACUUAAAAUAGUUCAUCUAUUUAAGUGGAUUUUCAUAAUAAAGGUUUCACGAAACAAGAGCCAAGUGUAGACAAGUGACUGCAGGAGCUGUGAGCUGGGUUCAUUCACACAGCUGGCCUUGUGGGGAGAAAGCCUGUGGUGCUGAGCCAUGCUGAGUGCUUACCCAGGGGAACCCAUCUGUCCCCUCAGGGCCCUGUGUCUGGACUGGCUUUCCCUCCCUGGUUGUGGCCAGGGUUCUGAGGUCAACUCUGGCUAUUUCUGCUUCCCACAGCAUCACUAGCACCUCAGACAGACCCUCUGCAGAAGGCAGAUUUGAUGGUGGGCCACUGUUAUCCACUGCAGGGCAUACCAUGGUGGAGCUGACUCCAGGCCCUGGCCUUUGUCCUCCUGGGCCAGCACUCCAUGGUACUUGCUUGACCUCCAAAGGGAGGGGCAGCCCCAUGGGCAGUGCAGUGGCCUUUGGUGCAGGGUGUGGGUUCAGCCCCGUGUGCAUUUAACUGUGUCCCACUGGCCCAGCACCAGGGGCCCAGCCCUCUGCCCUGGCCCAGGUGGUGCCUCUUCAUCAUAAAACGACAAUGCCAGAUGCUGCUAAUGGGCAAGCCAAGGAAACCAGUUUUGGGAAAGAGAAAAGUGCUUCGAGAACACCUGCCUACAGGAGCUGCCUCUCAUCCCAUCUGUGAGAAAAUUCUGCCUUCUUAAAGGUACCUGGUGGCCAGGUGUGUUCCUCAAACCCUGUUCAAACAAGACAGGCUCCCAGCACGCAGCGCCCUGUGCAUUUUCCUCCAUGUACACUUGGCAGGCACGGUGGUGUGCCCUCUAGUGCUGCACCAGCAGUAAAGCCCGGCUGUGCUCCUGGCAGAUUUUAAGAGUCUUGCACUUCUGACGUGGCAUCCCUCCCCUGGUCCCAGAGGCCCUGCAGUCACCUGCCCAGGCCCGGCAUACCUAUGGCUGGCGCGUUGAUGCAGAGCUCCCUUGCCAAGAGCAGAAACGUCUUCCCCAGCACGUACACGUUCACCUGUGGCAGCAAGAGCACAGCCAGAAAUGCAUUAGUGUUUAAGGAAAUGCUUGCUUGUUUUCUUUCUCAGUCAUUUAAGAAUCCGCUAUCCGAGCUCCCAGCUGGCCAGUGGAGCACACCACCACCCAUGCCUCAGAACUAGCUGUCUCCACUGACCCCCAGGUCCUGGAGACCACCUCCCUCCUAGGUAGCUGCCUAGGCUCCACUCCACUGUCAAUGACUGCAUCCUCCAUCUGCUUAGAAAGCCCACCUGCAGGGUGCCUGAGUGGUGCAUGGUGCACUACUCAGAACCAAGACCUGCUAUUGGCACUUGGACCAGCCACACCACCUCCACCCCACGCUUCCAGGGCCCAGUGAUCCACCCUGGUUUCGGAUUUCUUUUGGGAUCCUGAUCUGUUCCUACCUCAAGGCCUGCUGCCCUGAUCUUAUCCCCAGCCAUUGCUCUCUUCUUGCCACAGUGGGGAAGGAGUCACAGGGAGCAGGGCUGUCCUGAGGGCUGCCUGGUGGUGGUGGGAGCACCAUCACUUGUCAGAAAAGCAGGGACCUGACUGCAUGUACAACCUCCAAGCACAUGGCUCAGCACCUGGGUGCAGCCGGCUGCUCUGGGAGCCAGGUGUUGACCAUAGGCAGGCUGUGGCGAAGAUACUUCUAAAUAGGAUCAGAGGGUGGCCAGUCUUUCAGGUUGGGUAGCUUAAACAACAUGCAGGGCAGGGAAAGCCUAGUUCCCACCCUAGGCCCAUGCGAGGGCUUUAGUGUCUCAGCCUGAGCCUGUGACUCCUAUUCUCAGGCUUCACAGGCCUCCCCAAAGAAAUUCCUUGCCUGAUCAAGCCCAGUCCUGAACAAGGACCCUUUUCCUGCACAAAGGUGACACCCCCCCAGGGGCUUACAAACUCCCAAGGGAUAGAGCAAGGCAUCUACAUUGGAGGCAGGAACUGGAGGGAGUGCUUAGGACGUGUCAGCUCCGGGAGUUUGUCCAGUUGGGAAGGCCAGGACUUGGCUUCCACAUCCAGGCAGCAGGUGACUGUUACUGGUCACUUCAAGCCCUGGCUAGGUGCAGCAGUCUCCAAAGUGCCCUCCUGGCAGCUUGCAGAAUUCCUUCUGAAAGAGCGUCACCAUCUGUUUCCAGGGUCCAGGAGUUCCAGGGUCUGUCCACCGAACAGUGGUAUGUGGGCAUGUGGCAAGUGUAAGUGUGCGUGAUGGUGUGGGUGCAUGUGCCUGAUGUGAGCACAUGCACACAGUGUGGGGUGUGCACACACAGUGUGACCAGGGUACUGGCAGCAGUGUGGGCAUACUCUUGACAAGAGGAUUCCCGCCCUUGUUUUGGACCCCACC